Messenger RNA from Fundulus heteroclitus (mummichog), 2628 nucleotides. RefSeq names its product establishment of sister chromatid cohesion N-acetyltransferase 2 (gene esco2). The coding region runs from base 153 to 2132 and encodes 659 amino acids. Gene Ontology annotation, biological process: mitotic sister chromatid cohesion. The transcript has 15 exons. NCBI's taxonomy places the organism in Eukaryota, Metazoa, Chordata, Actinopteri, Cyprinodontiformes, Fundulidae. The record is from RefSeq and is a predicted model, not a curated record. Gene Ontology annotation, cellular component: chromatin; nucleus. Gene Ontology annotation, molecular function: protein-lysine-acetyltransferase activity.
ACUAUUCUCAGACUGGCGCGCUCUUCAAAAACAGAGAGGAGAAACGCGCGAGGAUAGAGCAGCUGAAACUCCAGUGACGCAGAUUAAAAUUUUUUCUGCCUCAAUUGCAACUUUUAUUGUUUUAUGAAGAAACCUGUCGGUGAACUUUGAAAAUGAUACCAACCUCAACCAGGAAGCGAAAACUGUCCUCUCUGGACUCUGAAAGCAUUAGUCUCCCGGCCAAGAAGCGCUCCAUGAAGCAAGUGUCACCGGUCAAGAAAAGAUCCCCAAGAAAGGGCCUGUUCUCACCAACUGGGGCGACACAAGGAGGACAGCAGUCACCACAGAAGACAGCAGGCUUGUCCCGUAAAUUUCCUGUGAAGCCAUCGGUGGUUACAAGCUCCUUCUACAGCAAGCAGAAAACCGUCUAUCUCAAUCCACUCGAGAGAAAGGCAGUAAAGGAAGCAUUGCCUUCCCGACUCCCUGCUAUUCUCUCUCCACCUCCAUCAACCCAAAAAGCAGAAAAGAAAACGAAGAAAACUGUGAAAAGAGGCAACAAAUCCACAAAUGCGCCAAUUGGGUCUAGUAAGAGGGGGAACAAGGGUACCAAAUUUUCACAAUUACCUAUAAAGAAAAUUAAACUGCCCAAGAGCAAUACCAGUAGUGCUGCAGCUAAACCGACAUCCAGCAGCAGCAGCGCACCUACAAGCAACAACCUGGCAGAUGCAAAGAAGGCAAUCAAGAUGUCUUUUAGCAGCCUGAAGCCCAAGCCAAAGAUCUUUGUCGGAGCUGCUUUCUUUGUUACAGGAAAGAAGCAGCAAUCCAUGUAUAAAAGAUCUGCUCCCAGGUCCUCAGCCAAACCAGCUCCAGUCAAGAGCGAGAGCCAAACUGCACCCCCGCAGCAGAGCAUGGAGAGGUUGAAGCAACUGCAGCAGCAGGUGGAUCAAAAGGUGGUCCAACAAAAGCAAGAGCCAGAAAAGCGACUAGAUGUGGUGGAGAGCGGAUACAGAACCAAGGAGAUGACGAAGUUUGAUCCAUCCGACUGGUUGGAUGCUGUUGACGAGGAGCACGAAGUUCCCCAUCCAUCAGGCUGCCCCAAAGAGUUUGCUGAAAUGUACGGAAUUACAAAACGGCUGAAGAUUGUGCUUUCAAGGACACCCAGUCCAAAAUCUAAGACGUUAUCCUUCAGCACUCAGGAUGAGUUGCUAACAGAAGGUGGUUCUGAGCCACACUUUGACCGGAGUGGAAUAAACCCCACCAAAGCUUCCACCACUCCUUCCAAAGGUUCUGGAACUGUUUACCCCAUAUUUGACUCAUCAAAAAGGUUGAGUGCAGCUCUGCGUCCUCCAGCGUCCUCCAGCACGCCCCUGGUCUCCUCUGGAGCUUCACUCCAGCCGGUUUCAUCUGCAGCAAAAGAGCGACAAGCUCGCAGGAAGAAAGAAAAGCUGGACACAGACCAGCUCAUUAUUGACGCUGGGCAGAAGCAGUUCGGAGCAACGACCUGCAGCUCCUGCGGGAUGGUUUACAGCGCAGACAACCCAGAGGAUAAUUUCCAGCACACGCAGUUCCACCAGCGCUUUCUGGACUCCAUUAAAUAUGUGGGUUGGAAAAAGGAACGGGUGGUGGCCGAGUUCUGGGAUGGUAAAAUUAUCCUGGUCUUACCCGAUGACCCAAAAUAUGCAGUCAAAAAGGCGGAAGAAGUGCGUCGUAUAGCGGACAACGAGUUGGGUUUCCAGCAGGUGACUCUCAGCAGACCGGCGCAGUCUAAGACGUUCCUGUUCAUCAACACAGACCGACUGGUGGUUGGAUGUCUCGUCGCCGAACCCAUAAGACAGGCCUACAGGGUGCUUGAGCAGCCAGAUCACAACAAGGACAUGACAAAGGACGACUUUAUGGAGCGCCACAGGGCCUGGUGCUGCUCCACCGUCCCAGAACAAGCGCUGUGCGGCAUCAGUCGGAUCUGGGUCUUCAGCCUGGCGAGGCGGCAGAGCAUCGCGACCCGUAUGCUGGACACAGUGCGGAGCACAUUCGUGUACGGAAGUUACCUGACCAAGGAGGAAAUCGCCUUCUCUGACCCGACACCCGAUGGGAAGAUGUUUGCCACCAAGUACUGCAACACUCCAACCUUCCUCAUCUACAACUUCGUUGCAUGAGCAACAAAGCAAACGUCUAAUUAAAGGCGCUGCAUUGAUGGGACUGAUGUGUUGGAGUUUGUCACGUGGAAAGAUUGAAAGAUUUUCCGCUGAAUGUUAAAGUUUAUAUGCAAAGCUGUUCAGGUUUUUGUUCUGUAAGGCUUUAGCUUUGUGUGUAAAGUGGUUAAAUCAAGUAGGUUGUCCAUUCAGUAUUUAUAAUGGGGGCCCUUUUCACUGAAUGUUUAAAUCGUCCCUUCACCUGCAGCAGCUAAAACAUGUUUUUUCAGUUUGAUUAAUUUAACUUUGAGGCCAUUUUUUUUUUUUUUUUUUGUUGAGAGUUCAGUUGUACUGACAACCUCCAGCCUUACACGAGACAUGUUCAGGCUAACUUUAGUGUUUAGAUCUUUGCUCCAGUUGGAAGUAUUCUGUGCAAUUUGAAGUCAAUGUUUCAGAAAUAUGGACGCCGUCACUGUUCAGGGACAUGUUGUACAUUUAAUAAACUGUUUUUCCUUUAAAA